AUGCUUCACUUCAUCCAGAAAUUUUCUGGAGCCUCUUCAAAGCUUCUGAAGUACCCUUUUACAGUGACACUCGGAGCUAGCAGAAUAGAUGUACUUUCUCCCAAGACAUCAUUUCAGGAGAACCUUUCCCCUUUGUCGCCAAGGACUUGCCUUUCGACAUCAUUUCAAGUGUGUAUGAACAACAUACAAUGCUAUCAUGCAUCACCAUGCAACUUUGAAAGACAGCAGAAGGAAGCAGUUGUUUCCUCCAGGACACCAAGCAACAUCACUUACCUACCUGAUAGCCCAAAGCCAGCAUUGUACAUAAGUCUGGUGGGGUUAGUCCCCUUUAUUGCUCCACCACUCACCAUGGUCAUAACAAAGUCUUAUAUCCCCAUAUUAGCGUUUACUCAGGUGGCUUAUGGAGCCAGUUUCCUAGCUUUCUUGGGAGGGAUUAGAUGGGGCUUUGCCCUGCCAGAAAGCAGUCCAGCCAAACCAGACUACAUUAACUUAGCUAGUAGUAUGAGUCCUCUUCUGUUUUCAUGGGUAGCUGUCCUCUUUUCUGAAAGACUCGGUGAAGCCACUGUCAUCGUAAUAAUAGGUUUAGGUAUAGCAUUACACAAUGAACUUUUCUUCUUGCCACAUUAUCCCAACUGGUUCAAAGCGUUAAGGAUAGUAAGUACGUUAGUGGCUUUUUUCUCAUUUGUAAUCACUUCAAUACUUAAAAGUAUUUAUCCAGAAAAAGCGCCCAAAAGACUUGGUGAAGUAGAAAAAUAA
This is a messenger RNA of Arvicola amphibius (Eurasian water vole), 756 nucleotides long. Its product is annotated as transmembrane protein 69-like. NCBI's taxonomy places the organism in Eukaryota, Metazoa, Chordata, Mammalia, Rodentia, Cricetidae. The transcript has a single exon. Bases 1 to 756 code for a protein of 251 amino acids. The record is from RefSeq and is a predicted model, not a curated record.